AGGCACUAAAUCCACCAGGUAACGGGGUUGGUGCAGGGCCAUGACCACCCCAUCUCUCGAAUCUCUCUCCCCCACUCCGCCGGACUACGAACCCUGUUGGGAGGUCGAACAUUAAAACUGCUUAGUUCGACAGAUGCAGGUACGAGGGAAGGCAUGGAGAGAGGAAGAUGGAAUCGUCAAGUCAAGGAGGAGAUGCAGAGCGGUUGGCGUCUCACUCUGUUUCUUUGCUGCAUAUGGAUUGUUACUAUUCUAUAUGGGGAACUAAUCGCCUACUGGUUGCCUCUUUGGGCUUGCUCUUGGCCGGCAAUUGGCGACCUUCCCAAUCCUGACAAUCUGGUACAUGUCGCCGUUCUUGCUGACCCACAGCUUACAGAUCGAACAUCACAUGGCCUUUCUCCAAAAUCCGGUGCUUUCAAGGCAAUCAAAUUCUACACUGAUCUGUACAUGCUAAGGGCGUUCCAGAAAUCUGUGCUCCCUUUUAAGCCUCAGAUAAUCAUAUUCCUGGGAGAUCACUUUGAUGGUGGACCUUAUUUGACAGAUAGAGAGUGGCAUGAUUCAUUAAUGUGCUUUAAGCACAUUUUUUUGGCUGGAGCGAGAAACUAUGGAAUUGAUGUUCAUUAUCUGUCAGGAAACCAUGAUAUUGGUUACUCUGGCUUCCAUUCUUUGAAUCCGAAGGUCAUCAGUCGUUAUGAAGAGGGUUUUGGGCAGAGAAAUUAUCAUUUUAAUGUUGGACAGGUGGAUUUUGUUGCUAUCGAUGCACAAACACUUGACGGUCCUUUAGAAGGGAAAGAAACUUUAUCUACAUGGGAUUUUAUUAAAAAUAUAUCGAAAGAUGAUCGAUUUCAGGCAAGAGUUUUAUUAACACAUAUCCCCCUGUAUCGACCUGAUGGAACCCCUUGUGGUAAACAUCGGUCAUCCCCAAUCAUUAAUCAGAGAAUUACUUUUGCUGAAGCUGGUCGAGGAUUAAAGUACCAGAAUUAUCUUUCUGAGACAGCAUCAACCUACUUACUAGAUCUUCUUAAACCUAACCUUGUACUGUCAGGUCAUGAUCAUGACCAGUGUACUGUGACCCACACGGCUAAACAUGGACCUGUCAGAGAGCAUACAGUUGGGACUGUGAGUUGGCAGCAAGGAAACCUAUAUCCUUCCUUCAUGCUGUUGUCUUUGCACUCCAUGCCUUCUCCAAAUGUGUCCAACUCUGAGGAUUUUGUGUCUACCCAAUUGUGUUUCCUUCCAAAGCAAACCCACAUUUAUAUCUGGUACAUUAUCCUCUUUGUAGUGACUCUCUUUCUGCUCGCUAUAUGGCCCAAGAAUGGUUUCCAAAGUUGGCAUUGCUAUACUAAUGCUGUUGCACUGACCACAAGUGUAGCAGCGGCCAACUAUAAAGCUGCAGCGAAAGAAAAGGAUGAAGAUAGAAACCGUGAAUAUGAUAUGACAUGGGAUGCAGAAGAUUCAAUGCAUAUCAUGAAGAAAUCCAUAAAGCAGAGCCCUUCCACACCUGCAGAUAAUGUGAAAGCCUCUGCCAAAUCUGCUAUAGUCAUGCGAUCAACAGCAAAAAAGCAGAACAUUCUUGAGAAACAACCAUAUUUUCACUUAGAAGAAAACUCGAACUUGCUACAAUUAGAUGAGCAUCCGCAGGUGCAAGGACAUGCUAGAUAUAAAUCAAAGAUUGGGAUGCUACGAAUCAGGUUUAUUUUUAAAUCUGUCCUGUUCGUUGCAGCUGUAAAUGUCCCACUUUAUAUGAUGCUGCUUUUCAAGGACUGGAUGGAUGCAUGACUGCAUGUAAUGCUGCCAACUAAGAUAGUGAUGGAUGAUGCUUUUUCAAACAAUCAGAUUAACAUGAUAACCAAUCUUCAUCCAUCCUCUCCUUUAUGUGUUUUCAGCAAUCGUGAUCCACUUUGUAUAUCAUCUUCAAUUUAAGAAUCCUUAGAUUUAA
Nymphaea colorata (pocket water lily) is the source of this 1936-nucleotide messenger RNA. RefSeq lists its product as uncharacterized. The record is from RefSeq and is a predicted model, not a curated record. Gene Ontology annotation, biological process: GPI anchor biosynthetic process. Gene Ontology annotation, molecular function: hydrolase activity. The coding region runs from base 154 to 1776 and encodes 540 amino acids. The transcript has 13 exons. Lineage: Eukaryota; Viridiplantae; Streptophyta; Magnoliopsida; Nymphaeales; Nymphaeaceae. Gene Ontology annotation, cellular component: endoplasmic reticulum.